GGCAUGAGCCCCCCCCCUCACACUUGGCGGGAUGCUGAGGAGGAGGAGGAGGAUGAAGAUGGUGAUGAUGAAGAAGAAGGAAUUAUCCCUGGCUCUGCUCGCCCUCUCUACGUUCUGCCGGGGGGCGGCUCCGUGCUUGGCCCUGGAUCCUCCCUCGGCUCCUCCUCUCCCGAACCCCUCCCCUUUCCCCUGGAUUUCCGAGCCUUCCCCGGCUGUUUCUCCACAAAAAUCCACCGAAACUCCGCGAAUUGCCGUUCCCAGCCCGGUCCAGGAUGGCGGGAAGAUGCGGAUCGUGCGGGCCGGGCUAUCCCAGCCCUCUGGAGGCCAUGAAAGGGCCCCGGGAGCGGCUGCUCUACGUGCCCUGCAUCUACCGCAACACCGGCCUCGGCAUUCCCGACUUCCUGGCCACCGUGGAUGUGGAUCCCGAAUCCCCUCGGUACUGCCAGGUGAUCCACCGGCUGCCCAUGCCGCACGUGGGGGACGAGCUGCACCACUCGGGCUGGAACGCCUGCAGCAGCUGCCACGGCGACCCCUCCAAAUCCAGGAAUUUCCUGAUCCUGCCCUGCCUCGUCUCCUCCCGCGUCUACGUCGUGGAUGUGGGUACCGACCCCAAGGCGCCCAGGCUGCACAAGGUGGUGGAGGCCGAGGAGCUGGCCCGCAAGGCGAGCGCGGCGUUCCCGCACACCUCCCACUGCCUGGGCUCCGGCGAGAUCCUCAUCAGCUGCCUGGGGGAUCCUGACGGCAACGGAAAAGGCACUUUUGUCCUCCUGGAUGGAGAAACCUUUGAAGUGAAAGGAAACUGGGAGAAAGGAGGAAAAAUCCCAAAUUUGGGCUACGACUUCUGGUACCAGCCCCGGCACAACGUCAUGCUCAGCACCGAGUGGGGCGUCCCCAAAAUCCUGACCCAGGGCUUCGAUCCCAAGGAUGUGGAGAAAGGGCACUACGGGCGCCGCAUCAACGUGUGGGACUGGGCCGAGCGGCGCCUGGUGCAGGAGCUGGAGCUGGGCGCGGGCUCCGUGCCGCUGGAGAUCCGCUUCCUGCACGAGCCGCGCGCCGCGCUGGGCUUCGUGGGCUGCGCCCUGAGCGGCCACGUGCAGCGCUUCCAGCGCGGCCCCGAAGGAAAAUGGGAAGCAGAGAAGGUGAUUGAGGUGCCCAACAAGAAAGUGCAAGGAUGGCUCCUCCCAGAAAUGCCAGGGCUGAUCACGGAUAUCCUGAUUUCCCUGGACGACAGAUUCCUGUACUUCAGCUGCUGGCUCCACGGGGACGUGCGCCAGUACGACAUCUCCGACCCCAAAAACCCCAAACUGGUGGGGCAGGUUUUUCUGGGAGGCAGCAUCUCCAAAGGGGGAGGUGUGACCGUGGUGGAGGAUCGGGAAUUGCAGGAUCAGCCGGAGCCGUGCGUGAUCCAGGGGAAGAGGAUCCCGGGGGGGCCGCAGAUGCUGCAGCUGAGCCUGGACGGGCGCCGGCUCUACGUCACCACGUCGCUGUUCAGCGCCUGGGACCGGCAGUUCUACCCCAGCCUGCUCACGGAGGGCUCGGUGCUGCUGCAGCUGGACGUGGACACGGAGCGCGGCGGCCUGGCCGUCAAUCCCAAAUUCCUGCUGGAUUUCGGGAAGGAGCCGGGCGGGCCCUGCCUGGCGCACGAGGUGCGCUACCCGGGGGGGGACUGCACCUCCGACAUCUGGCUGUGACCCCGGAAUGUUCCGGAAUGUUCCGGAAUCAUCGGGAAUGGGGGGAAUGGGGGGAUGUGGGACUGCACCUCCGACAUCUGGCUGUGACCCCGGAAUGUUCCGGAAUGUUCCGGAAUCAUCGGGAAUGGGGGGAA
Molecule: messenger RNA, 1825 nt
Organism: Onychostruthus taczanowskii (white-rumped snowfinch)
Lineage: Eukaryota; Metazoa; Chordata; Aves; Passeriformes; Passeridae
Gene: SELENBP1
Product: selenium binding protein 1
Exons: 13
Coding region: 273-1691 (472 amino acids)
Molecular function (GO): selenium binding
Source: RefSeq, a predicted model, not a curated record